Habropoda laboriosa is the source of this 952-nucleotide messenger RNA. Its product is annotated as protein big brother-like. Gene Ontology annotation, molecular function: sequence-specific DNA binding; transcription coactivator activity. Gene Ontology annotation, cellular component: nucleus; core-binding factor complex. The record is from RefSeq and is a predicted model, not a curated record. Lineage: Eukaryota; Metazoa; Arthropoda; Insecta; Hymenoptera; Apidae. The transcript is spliced from 3 exons. The coding region runs from base 194 to 952 and encodes 252 amino acids. Gene Ontology annotation, biological process: regulation of transcription by RNA polymerase II.
GUGAAAGGAUAUAACGUUAAACAUAUAUAUGUAGAGAAUCUCUACGUUAGAAUAUAUUCUAUAUUGUUUCCUCUCAAGUGUGGUUGUUCACGUUAACCACGAUAAGUAAAGCGUGCCAAUUCUUGAUCGUACAGAUCGAUUGAUCGGACAGAACAUUUUAGAGAAGUUGAUUUUUUUGGAAGAUCGGUGCAAAAUGAUGCACACGAUGAGCGAGCACACUGGGGGAGCUGGAGGAUUGGGUGUCAGCGUGUUGCCCUUCGACGGAAUGGGAUUGUUCGAGCAACAGAGACCAAGGUUUCUGUUCAAGAUGCCCAGGGUGGUGCCCAAUCAGAAGGCCAAGUUCGAGACGGAGGAGCUGUUCAGGAGAUUGAGCCGUGAGAGUGAGGUCAGAUACACUGGUUACCGAGACAGACCAAUCGAAGAACGUCAAGUUCGCUUUCAAAAUGUCUGUCGGGAGGGCUACACGGAGAUCGCGUUCGCGGCGACUGGUACGAACCUUCAACUUGUUUUUGGCAACGCGUCUGGAAAUUACGCUAGCGAUAUCAACGACUGCGAUUUCGAGAAGGAGCGUGGCAAGGUACAUCUCAGGUCUCGCCUGAUAAUGAACGGAGUAUGCGUGAUGUGGCGUGGAUGGAUCGAUUUGGAGAGAUUGGAUGGCGUAGGUUGUCUAGAAUAUGACGAGAAACGUGCCGCUGAAGAAGAUGCCCUUCUUCGUGACCAAUUAGAGCGUUACAAUCAACGAGUACGCGAUUUCGAUGAGAAACAAAGAUCGUACAGGAGUGCAGCCACUCAACCACCUCAUUUGAACCACCAUCACCAUCACCACCACCAUCAUCAUGGUCAUCAUGGCCACCACGUGACAGGAACAGGUACUGGAACUACUGGAACUAUCGAGCCUCACCUAACUCAUCGACAGGACCCCGAAAUGGAGGUCAGACUGAGAGCUUACUGA